Molecule: messenger RNA, 1764 nt
Organism: Tilletiopsis washingtonensis
Lineage: Eukaryota; Fungi; Basidiomycota; Exobasidiomycetes; Entylomatales
Product: FAD/NAD(P)-binding domain-containing protein
Exons: 11
Coding region: 1-1764 (587 amino acids)
Molecular function (GO): N,N-dimethylaniline monooxygenase activity; flavin adenine dinucleotide binding; NADP binding
Source: RefSeq, a predicted model, not a curated record
AUGUCUGUCCCGCACCCCGCGCCCGUCAAGCAGGCGCCCGAGUACCACAAUGUCCUCAUCAUCGGCGCCGGCGUCACCGGCCUGGCGAUGGGCUGCCAGCUGCGCUCCAUGCUCGGCGAGACCGACGUGCGCAUCUUCGAGCGCGAGGCCGGCAUCGGCGGCACGUGGUGGAGCAACACAUACCCCGGAGCAGGCUGCGACAUCCCGAUCCCGCUCUACUCGUUCUCCUUUGAGCAGCGCAAGGACUGGACGACGUUCUUUGCACUGCAGGACGAGAUCCAGACGUACCUGCAGGACGUGGCGGACAAGUACGACCUGACGCGCAAGACGCACUGCUCCACGGAGGUCUCGUCGGCGCACUGGGACGAGGCGCUGGGCCUCUGGCACGUCUACACGCGCCCCGCGCGCGGCGAGACGACGCGCGGCAACGAGGACAAGCACUGGGUGUGCAAGGUGCUCGUCAGCGGCGUCGGUGGCCUGUCGCAGCCGAACCCGUGCACGAUCGAUGGCCACGAGAAGUUCCAGGGUCCGCUCUUCCACAGCGCGCGCUGGGACCACAGCACGGAGAUGAAGGGCAAGCACGUCAUCGUCGCGGGCAACGGCUGCUCGGCGACGCAGUUUGUGCCCAUCAUCGCCAAGGAGGCCAAGUCGGUGACGCAGUUUGUGCGCUCCAAGCACUGGUACGCGCAGCGCCCGGCGAACCCCGUCGACUUCCGUCUGUGGCGCUGGUUGGUGCGCUACGUGCCCGGCUUUGUGUACCUGCAGCGCGCCGUCAUCUUCACCGUGCUCGAGCUCUCGAUGCUCAUGAUGUUCAAGCACCGCCUCGGCACACUCUACCGCAACAAGUUCGCCGCCGACUGCAUCGCGUACAUCAAGAAGACGGCGCCGCCCAAGUACCACGACGUCCUCGUGCCCAAGGACGGCGAGCUGCAGCCUGGCUGCAAGCGCCGCGUCUUCGACACGGACUACCUGCCGGCGCUGCGCCGUGACAAUGUCGAGCUGGAGCGCUCGGCACUGGUCGAGAUCAAGGAGAAGAGCGUCAUCUGCAAGGACGGCCGCGAGCUGCCGGCCGACGUCAUCGUCAUGGCCAACGGCUUCAACAUCACCGAGAUGGGCUUCCCGAUGAAGAUCUACGGCCGCAACGGGCACGACGUGCAGAGCUACUGGAAGGCGAACGGCGGCCCGCAGGUGUACCGCGGCUCGAUGAUGAGCGAGUUCCCCAACCUCUUCCUCUGCAUGGGUCCCAACACGGGCACCGGGCACUUCUCGUACAUCUUCACUGCCGAGUGCGUCACGCGCUUCGCCAUCCGCGUCAUGGCGCCCAUCCUCAAGGCGCCGCGCCCGACGGUCUUCGACUCCAAGGCGCCCGGCGCGCGCCGCAGCCCGUCCGUCAACAUCACGCGGCAGAAGGAGAUCGAGGAGCAGGUGUGGAUCCAGUCGACGAGCCAGAACAUGGUCUACUCGUUCAACUGCGGCUCGUGGUACGUCGACCCCGACUCGGGCCGCGUGGCUGCCGUCUACCCGAGCUUCCAAACGAUGUUCUGGCUGCGCUCGGCGAUGCCGAUGUACAACGACUUUGUGUACAAGGGCAUCCGCGCGCCCGGCGGCAUCCUCACGCGCAUCCGCCAGGGCCUCGGCAUCGGCGGCACCCCCAUCCCGACGCGCGAGCAGAUGGUCAAGUUCAAGCAGGGCGCCUACGUCGUCGGGCAGCCCAAGGUGCGCCAGGAGGAGGCCAAGCAGAUCAAGUCCGGCCCGGGCCACUGA